Gilbertella persicaria is the source of this 1069-nucleotide messenger RNA. RefSeq lists its product as uncharacterized. The transcript has a single exon. Bases 44 to 943 code for a protein of 299 amino acids. The record is from RefSeq and is a predicted model, not a curated record. Lineage: Eukaryota; Fungi; Mucoromycota; Mucoromycetes; Mucorales; Choanephoraceae.
UUUUUUUUUUUAUUCUUUGUCUUUAUUUUAUUUUAUUUUCAAUAUGGAUUUUGAUUCAGACUCUAGUGACUUUCAUUUCCCAACGGAUACAGGAUUAGCUAAACUGUCAUCACCUUUAUCUUACAAGGUACCAGAGUCUCGAGAUUGGGCACUUGAUGAAUUCAUGCAAACCUUACAAGACAAGCCAUGUACAGAAGCUGAAAAUCUCUUGAGCUUUAAGCAAUAUAUUCCUGUCAAUGAUAGUGAAGAAGAAGACUAUGAUGAUGACUAUAACUAUGGUCCACCCAAGCUUAAUUUGCCUACCUAUGAAGAAAAGGACUUUCUCUCACAAUUGUCUCAACAUUUGCUCAAUCUGGAGCGAAUGGAAUUGCAUGAUAUCCUUAAAGGUGGAUUCACACUUGUACAAAAUGAUAUUCAAACCAACAGUCAGUAUCAACAUCAACAUCAACACCAACAACAACAGCAGCAACAACAGCAACAAUUACAUUCAAGUCCGUUCAAUCAACAAACUCUUUCUCCUCCUGGUCUGAGCUGGUUUAAUGAAGCAGCGGAUUAUGGCCGUGUUCAAAUCGAUAGUUUGGACACGAUUGAAAUGCCUAAACGCCAAAAUAACUUUAGUCCUUUCCCUAUCAAAUCAACACCUCGUUCCGAAGAAGAAGAACAAGAUACAACAGCUGUACAACCACAAACUGAAAAACCAUUACCGCCAUUGCCAGCCGUAAUCGCACCAAAAGAAGUAGUGGUUGAACAAGAAGAAAAAGCCACCAGCGUACUCAAGAAUAAUAAACACAAGGGGCUCAAAUUUAAACUUAAAACCAAGUUGGUCAAACCUUUCAGUAAUAGUAUCUCGGCUUCAACAUUAUCGGAAAAGCCUAAAAAAUCUUCCUCCAUUCUAUCAAGCACAAAGAAAUUUAUUCGCAAGAUCUUGCCUGUUUCAUCAUAAUCAUUCAUUUUUCAUACACAUCACAUUUGUAAAUACCAUUUUUAUUAUUAUUAUUAUUAUUAUUUCUUAAUUUUAGCAGUGCUAUCUCUUUCUCCUUAUUUUCAUGUAAAAUAAUUCAUUCAGAAC